AUGCUCACGCCUCUUUCUCACCAAGCUGAGGAAGCACUACCCACAGAUUCCCCAGACAGGACAGAAGUUGUUUGGAUACCUAAGCCAACGACGCAGACAACGGGUCAAGCUAUCGAAGUGGACGAAGCCAUCCUUGAGAAAGCUGACUGCGCACACCGCAUCAUAGAAGGCAUACCUUGCCCCAUCGCUUUUGGAACAUACAAGUCAGACCCCCACAAGCACUUCUACCUAGCCGAGUUCAUGGAGAUGACCGCAGGCCUCCCUGAUAUCCGCGCAUUCUCCGCCAUGCUAGCUAAGCUGCAUCACGACAGCAUGGUAGACCCAAAGGCGCCCAGGGAAUUCGGAUACGACUUUAUGACGCACGAAGGCAGCAUGUACCAGGACAUAAAGUGGAGAAAGACAUGGGAAGAACUGUAUAGCCAGCGCUUCCAGUCAUUCGUCGACCAAGAGCUAGCAUCACAAGGCCCGAGCGAAGAGGUCGAGAGGCUGGUGCUUGGUCUCAAAGAGAAGGUCAUUCCGCGACUGCUUCGGCCUCUCAACACGCAUCGUCGCAAACUGAGACCGGUUGCGCUUCACGGCGACAUUUGGUGUGGCAACAUAGCUACCAAUGCGGUUACCGGUGAGCCCGUCUACUUCGACCCCGCGGUCUUUUGGGGCCACAACGAGUAUGACGUCGGUAGUAUGGCCACUCCUCGUUACAAGCUCGGUCGAGAGUGGAUGCAGGAGUAUCACAAGUUCUUCCCUAUAUCAGCACCAGAGUGCGAUUAUGAAGACCGAAACGUGCUCUAUGCGAUAAGCGGACACUUGUGCGCUUCCGCGUUAUAUCCCGAGAAGAGCGACUUCCGCAAGAUGGCCGUUGUAGAUAUGCAGCGACUCCUCGACAAGUAUCCAGAUGGGUAUCAAGGGGAGUGA
Molecule: messenger RNA, 912 nt
Organism: Alternaria incomplexa
Lineage: Eukaryota; Fungi; Ascomycota; Dothideomycetes; Pleosporales; Pleosporaceae
Exons: 5
Coding region: 1-912 (303 amino acids)
Source: RefSeq, a predicted model, not a curated record